Molecule: messenger RNA, 3909 nt
Organism: Magnusiomyces paraingens
Lineage: Eukaryota; Fungi; Ascomycota; Dipodascomycetes; Dipodascales; Dipodascaceae
Exons: 2
Coding region: 1-3909 (1302 amino acids)
Biological process (GO): adenylate cyclase-activating G protein-coupled receptor signaling pathway
Cellular component (GO): plasma membrane
Molecular function (GO): G protein-coupled receptor activity
Source: RefSeq, a predicted model, not a curated record
AUGACUCCCAUGUCAAACCACCAGGCUUAUGUCCAGCGUAUCCUGGCCAUAACGUCCUCGUGUCUCAGCAUCACUUCCGGCAUGCUGGUCCUGCUCUGGUGGUAUGGCAUCCCGAUAUACGACAACUGGAAAAUCUCUAAACAACAGCAGCAACAACAACAACAACAACAACAACAACUUCAAAAUCAAAAUCGAAAUCAUCAUCAAUCUCGUCCAUUAACAAAACGUCGAAGAGUCCAUCAAUUUAGACACGACCUUACUCUCGCUCUCAUCAUCAUGGACCUCUUCAAAGCUAUCAUCCUAAUCACAUAUCCUACUCGCUACCUUCACUCAGAUAUCUACUUACUCUCUCCUCAUAUCGCCUUUUGCGAUGCUGUCGGUUUCCUCACCACUGCAAUCAUCCAAGCAUCUGACUUUGCCAUUCUAGCACUUGCAAUCCAUACUGCUCUUCUCAUCUUUAAACCACACUUCAAAGGUGGUCUCUACCGUUACAGGUAUACAAUCUACUUACUCUUCUUCAUCUUCAUCCCUCUCUGCUUUGCUUCUGUAGGAAUGGUUGGUCUUUCCGGUUAUACUGCCUUCACCUCAUGGUGCUAUCUUGUUGUUAGACCCCUUUGGUAUUCCCUCGUUCUCGCUUGGAUCCCACGUUUAACCAUUCUUCUUCUUAUCGCCAUCAUCUAUCUAGCAAUCUUUGUCUACGUCAAAAUCCACCUCUACAAUGUCGCAAAGGCCAUCCAAGAUGCUUCAACAUCAGACCAAAACCUUCAACAAACUGCCCUCUCUCCACCAUUAAAACCUUUCUCACCUGUACGUGUCUACCUUAGACUCAAGUCAUGGCUCUCAUAUAUGCCUGGCCUGGGAUUCUUAAACCCCUAUAUUGAUCGAGCUGCAAACUCUUCAUCCCAAGAUUCUGAAAAAAACCGACCACCUUGGAAUGAAAAACCUUCAACCCCUCGAAACUCCUUCUCUAGAAAUAAUGCAAUCAUCCCAGAUUCGGCCGAUAUCACUCAAACAAUCCAAGAACAACUCAACCGCGAACGCGUCGAAAGGUUCAGUAAACGUCGCUCCAUCAUUGAACGUCAACUUAACUCCAUCUUCAUUUACCCUCUAACAUAUGUUCUCCUCUACAUCUUCCCCCUUAUCCAACAGUUUGUAUAUUACCGCCACUUGAGCGAGGAAUCCUCUGCUCCCAAAUCUUCUUCCAAUGAAAGCUCAAGAACAUACAACCAUGAACCCAUCUACUGGCUGGCGCUGGUCGCUGCCUGGAUGAAACCAUUUAACUGCUUUAUAGAUUCCUUUGUCUUUGUUUUCCGUGAAGGCGUACUCCCUUGCUCCAGUCGUGCUCGUGAAGCUAAGCGCGAACGCAAGGCCCGAAACAAGUCCGUGACAGCUUCUACUCACGGACAAACAACGGGAAUUUCAUCUUCUACAUACUCUCUCAACAUCCCGGCCCAAUAUACAAAUAAUAAUAAUAAUAAUAAUAAUAAUAAUAAUAAUAAUAAUAAUAACCGCCAAUCCCAAGGCCACCUUGAUGAGAUUUCCAAAAUCCCCAGUGUGCAUACGGGCCGUGCGUACCCGGGAAUUAGUGUGGAUGAAUCGUCCGAUAGUGAACAGCAACAUCAGCAGCAACGCCAAGCUCAGCUUUCAAUCACUUCAACUCUGUUGACGCCACUUCCCGGACGGCCAACUCCGCACCCAAGUACCAAUACUACUGGGUCCACUUUUGUGGAAGAUGAAUAUUUAAAACAAGCACCCAAGCAUGACCAAGAAGGAGAGGAGGAGGAAGAGGAAGAAGAAGAAGAAGAAGAGGAAGGAGAUGAAGAUUAUGAUGAUGAAGAUGACGAUGAUGAAGAAGAAGCUGCAGGGUACUACCCUGGUGGUGACUAUGAUAUCGAUUAUAUUGUAUCUCAUAACCAUUCAACCCAUACAGGCCAUCAUCACCAUAAUCACAAUAAUCAACAAGGACAAAACCUUCAAAACCAGCAGCAGCAGCAGCAGCAGCAGCAGGAACAACGUCAACAGCAACAACAGCAACAACAAUUAUCACAACAUCAACAAUUAUCACAACAACAACAACAACAACAACAGACAAACCAACAGAAUCCAAAUCAAAUUCAUCGCAAAAGUUUCUUUUCCCGACUUUGGGGAGUUCUUAGACCCCUAUGGGAUGCCUCAGUCGGAAAUCUCGAGGAACCAAAGGGACUUGACGAUGGGCUUUCACGUACUCAAACACGACGCCAGCAUCCACAACGUAAACAAAAACCCCUCACAUCUAUCCCACCAGAAGGAUUCAAGCAUUGGGACUCGUUCUCGUUCCAGGACUCGUCGUCGGCAUCGGCAGCUGCAGCAGCCUUUGCAACUUCUACAGUAACAAGAUCCAUAGCACCAUCAAUGCUUGGACCUUCUACCGGUAACUCAUCUAUCAGAUCCUCAGUAACAACUGCCCCAUCAGGACUGCCAGGACCACCAGGCUUAGCAGCUCCACAAGGACGGCCUCAACGGCUAUACCAUCUCGACACAAUCCAUAGCGAAGACGCGGCACCGUCUUCUGGGUCUGCUCUUGAAUCAAAUCCAAUGGCCCAAGACUCUAACCAACCCGUGUUUGCAGAUAAUGUCCAAGGCUUUUUCGGUAAUACUAACUACGACCCAACAGUCAUUGCAACUCCGGCUCGUCCAUCGAUCGCAUCCUCUGCAAUCUCACCACUUCGACGUAACACUUCUGUCUCUAUUGCAUCUUCCUCAUCGCCAUCUCUUGCGGGUCAAUCCAAGCCCGCAUCAAGUUUGAACUCUUCACUCUCGCUAGACGAAAAGUCUUACCCAAUGGCCCGUUCUUCAUCUCUCCGCGUCCCCUCGGGUCCUAGACCUUCAGUCUCCUCAGUCUCCACCGUCUCCGAUAUAGGCCCAACCCCAGGAUCAAGUCCUACACAUAGUAGAACCCCAAGCAUUUCAUCUGCAGCUGCCAAGGGUAAAGCUGUACAAGGUCCUCCUCUUUCUUCAUCAUCAUCAUCAUCUAUAUUCCCUGCAUCUGCCUUUUCUACAGCACCCCUCCCAGCACCGCUGCCACUUCCGCCGCCAUCAUCAUCAUCAUUAUCAUUAUCCUCAUCUUCUCCACACCUUUUACCAGACCCAACUGCCCCACACACCCUCCUGACUGAAUCCAUUUUGGAGGACAGUGCGGAGGACGAGACCCGCCACCAUCAUCACCCUUCUUCCCAUAUUACAUCUCACGGCCGUAAGUUUGGUCUGCCGAGAGCUUUCACAAUGCCUGCAUCCAGUACAGACUCUGAACUUUUCCGUUCACCUUCCGACGACACAGACGACCAUUCACCAGCAGCAGCAGCAGCAGCAGCAACAACAACAACAACAGACUCUCCUGACUUUGAAAAUAUUUGGGAACAUCAGGCUAGAUCCCAAGCUCAUCACCAUCAUAUGCACCUGCCACACUUGUUUAAACAUCACAAGACACGCGACCGCAGCCAGUCGCCAAGCACAGUAGGCCGCAGUCGUGGAAAUACAAUGGAUUUGGGGCCCGGAGGCUCGGUGUCUCAGGAACCGUUCCGACGACUUGGCACUACACCUCAUCAUCACCAACACCAACACCAACACCAACACCAACACCAACACCACCAUUCUGGUGGUGGAAAUACGGUUAACACAGUAGCCUUACAAGGAACGCCAAACAUUGAGUCUGCUACUAAUAGUAAUAAUAACAAUUAUAAUAGUAAUACUACUGGUAGUAAUAGUAAUAGUAGCAGUGGUGGUACUAGAGCUCGUGCACGAAGUUUGCAUAAUGAAAGUGGUCCACCACACGUGUUUGUGGCCAGUGCUGCGGAAGCUGCUGAAGGUGUUGGUGGGAGUGGGUCGGAUAACGAGUCGAUGGAUUUUAUGGAGUUUUUACGCAACAAUUAG